Molecule: messenger RNA, 2966 nt
Organism: Pezoporus flaviventris
Lineage: Eukaryota; Metazoa; Chordata; Aves; Psittaciformes; Psittacidae
Gene: GPR161
Product: G protein-coupled receptor 161
Exons: 6
Coding region: 782-2431 (549 amino acids)
Biological process (GO): G protein-coupled receptor signaling pathway
Cellular component (GO): recycling endosome; membrane
Molecular function (GO): G protein-coupled receptor activity
Source: RefSeq, a predicted model, not a curated record
UGGCCUUGAAUGUCUCCAGGGGUGGUGUACCCGCCACCUCUCUGGGCAGCCUGUGCCAGUAUUUCACCACCCUCAUUGUAAAGAAUAUGUACAGAAAAAUGUCUUCAUGUACAGAAAAGCAGUUUCCCCAGUCCUUUGGUACUGUCAGUAAAACAGAAUCACCACUGUAGCUAAGGUGAUUAUAAACAUGGAGAAGUGAUGUUAGGAGACUGCGUACAAUGGUCCCUGAGUUUUUGAAUGUUAUAUAGCAACUGUUAAGAAAGAGUCAGCAGGAUAUGAUUAGCUGAGUAUCCACAGACCACCAGCAAAUGCUGCAUAGGCAAAAUACAAGGUAACAAGCAGGAUAAACAGGCAGAAUUAAAAACAAAAAAACACAAACAAACCACAAACAAAACAAAACCCAACCAAACAAAAGUUACUUAUUUUAAAGUGCGAAUCAAAGACUGACAGUGACAUUCCUGUUUCUUCACAGCCGAGAUGAAGGGGCUGAAUGAGAUGCGCAACUAGUAAGUAUGGUUUAGAAACAAGUAAGAUACUUGGAAAAUUUUAAAGUAAAAUGUGCUGAUUUUCUUCUUUGUCCCCCCACUUCUUGUCUUUCAGACAGCUUCUUCCAUGUUCUAGGCUUGGUACUGUCACUGACCUCUUUGGUGUACCCAUAAGCAAUUUUCUUCCCCUUCACUUUCCCAUCUAAAAUGGUUUCCUGCAUUCUACAGGUAAAUUUAAUUAACACAGGCAAAAGGGCCUCCAGUCUUUGGAGAGAAUUUGAAGAAGUCUUGACUGAAUGUUUCUGAGCGUUGUGCUGCUUCUAGCUGCUCAGCAUGUCUUGGCUGAUCCAACUCUGCAUACUCUGACCAUGAGCAGCAAUUCUUCCCUCAGCAAUGUGAAGGGCCUGAGGAAUCUCACCUCGCAGGAAGACGGGGCAGUCAGAGUCACCGAGUCCAUUGCUAUAAUCGUCAUUGCUAUUUUCAUCUGCUUGGGCAACCUGGUGAUUGUCAUCACCCUGUAUCGGAAGUCUUACCUUCUCACGUUGAGCAACAAGUUUGUAUUCAGCCUGACCCUCUCCAACUUUCUGCUCUCUGUACUGGUGCUACCUUUUGUUGUCACCAGCUCCAUCAGGCGAGAAUGGAUCUUCGGAGUUGUUUGGUGCAAUUUCUCAGCACUGCUCUACAUGCUGAUCAGCUCAGCCAGCAUGCUUACUCUUGGACUCAUAGCUGUAGACCGGUACUAUGCUGUCCUGUACCCAAUGAUUUACCCAAUGAAGAUAACAGGCAACAGAGCAGUGGUAGCUCUUGUGUAUGUGUGGCUACAUUCCCUUAUUGGCUGCCUCCCUCCACUUUUCGGUUGGUCAUCUUUGGAGUUUGACCAGUUCAAGUGGAUGUGUGUGGCAGCCUGGCAUAAAGAGGCUGGAUACACUGCCUUCUGGCAGAUCUGGUGCGCAUUGCUGCCUUUCAUGGUCAUGAUGAUCUGCUAUGGAUUCAUAUUCCGAGUGGCAAGGAUUAAGGCCCGCAAAAUCCACUGUGGUAGUGUCAUCAUUGUGGAGGAGGACUCCCAGAGGAAUGGGAGGAAGAACUCCAACACUUCCACAUCCUCUUCAGGCAGCAGAAGGAAUACUUUCCAAGGGGUUGUCUACUCAGCCAACCAAUGCAAAGCUUUCAUAACCAUCUUGGUUGUCAUCGGUGCUUUUGUGAUUACAUGGGGGCCUUACAUGGUAGUAAUUACAUCAGAAGCACUUUGGGGAAAGAAUAGUAUUUCCCCUGCCUUGGAGACAUUAGCUACAUGGUUGUCCUUUUCCAGUGCCAUUUGCCAUCCUCUAAUUUAUGGACUGUGGAACAAAACAGUACGCAAAGAACUACUAGGAAUGUGUUUUGGGGAUCGGUAUUAUCGUGAGACCUUUGUUCAGCGGCACAGAACAUCAAGGUUAUUCAGCAUUUCCAACAGGAUCACAGAUUUGGGGCUAUCUCCUCAUCUCACUGCCCUCAUGGCAGGUGGGCGGCCAUUAGGAAACAGCAGCAGCACAGGAGACACAGGUUUCAGCUGCUCACAGGAUUCAGGAACAGAGACAAUGCUUCUUGAAGAUUAUAGCUCAGAUAGCACUCAAGCCUCACACUGUGUCUGUCCUCCUCGAAGGAGGAGUUCAGUGACGUUUGAAGAUGAAGUAGAGCAAAUUAAAGGUGGGUUUAGGGAAUCUGCAAAGAAUUCUGUUCUUCAUGUAAAAGCUGAAGUCCAUAAAUCCCUGGACAGUUACGCAUCCAGUUUAGCAAGAGCUAUUGAAGCUGAUGUGAAGAUCAGCUUGUUUGGGGAAGAUGCUUUACCAGGAGCUCUGUUCCCUGCCCGGACUCUGCCAGGAAGCACUGUGAACACACGGCGUGGCGUCCGGCCCCAUGCUAGCCAGAGACUUAAGUUGCAGAGCAUCGAUGAAGGGACUAUUUGACAGGAGCACUGGCGUAUGAAACCUGAAAGAAACCACUAAGUGGGACCUACUACAGCUGUUGGUGUUUCAACAGAACCAGGGCCUGCUUCAAAACAAGCUGAGCAAACCUGAGUAUUUCUGAAUGUAGGAAGAGCACAUCUGAGUACCUGUCCACGUGGGGAAGCCAGUGGUAGCCCCAGAAUAAUGUGGUUUAGGAGGAAAAAUGCCAAGGCUUGUGCAAAAGCACAAAGUUGUGAGUAUUUUGUUAGAAGCUUGGUUUUUUACAGAGGUACUGAGUCAAAUUCAGCUGAAGCUGUGCCAGUUUACACCGUGGCUGAAUUUGGCUGUCCCUGUUAAUAUCUCUGACCCCUUACUUAGUGUAAAUGUUAAUAUUUUUGUACAUGCAUUACAACCUUUCCCUAAUUCUGUUACUACCACAGUCGCUAUCGCACUUGAAUUGUCACUGACAAAAGCAGUAAGUAAGAAAUACACACAUUUUGUAAACAUGUAUUUCCCAUCUUAAACACAACGCAAAAGAAAAGCAAAACUAUUUCCA